Messenger RNA from Lasiosphaeria miniovina, 546 nucleotides. Its product is annotated as DASH complex subunit Dad3-domain-containing protein. Bases 43 to 492 code for a protein of 149 amino acids. The transcript is spliced from 2 exons. Gene Ontology annotation, molecular function: microtubule plus-end binding. The record is from RefSeq and is a predicted model, not a curated record. Gene Ontology annotation, biological process: attachment of spindle microtubules to kinetochore. Lineage: Eukaryota; Fungi; Ascomycota; Sordariomycetes; Sordariales; Lasiosphaeriaceae. Gene Ontology annotation, cellular component: DASH complex; mitotic spindle.
CCCCCCUCCCCCUUCCCACCCAAUGACGGAGGGGAAGGGUUGAUGCCCCCCGCGCUCGAGACAAGCAGCGCGUUGACCGCGUCUUCAAGCCAGUUUGUGAUCCUCGUCAUCGCCACGAGCAACUGCGUGAAUUCACCUAUAUUGGCGAAGGGAGAGCACCGAGCUGAGCGGGAGAAGCACGCACACUUGUGCGUACGUACGAUCGCGCAAAUGGAGCCGCCAAGGCCGCCCAGCGCGCUGCUGGCCUCGCCGCCCGAACUGUCGCCUACCGAGCAGGAGGUGCUCGACGAGUAUGAGCGCUUGGCUGAGAACAUGAAGAAACUGGCAUCCAUGCUCGACCACCUCGCCAGCGCGCCGACCAGCGAGAUCCUCGACGGCUUGCGCGAGCUCGAGCGCAAGACGAGCCUCGUCUUCACGUUACUCAAAGCCAGCGUGUACAGCAUUGUGCUGCAGCAGGAGAUUGACUGGGGCGGCGGUGGUGACCAGCAGUAGCUGUAGCUGUAGUAGUAACAAAAAAAGAGCAGAAAGAAAAAAAAAAAAGGGGGG